Molecule: messenger RNA, 2411 nt
Organism: Plutella xylostella (diamondback moth)
Lineage: Eukaryota; Metazoa; Arthropoda; Insecta; Lepidoptera; Plutellidae
Source: RefSeq, a predicted model, not a curated record
UCUACUUUACAAUUUACAAGGAGCGCGCUGACAGUACAGUACAGUAAGUUAUUGUUAUACAUUAUGAUCACACAUACUUAAAUGACGAGAUUCAAGGCGCCCCAGCAAGCCCAUUUUCGCCACCAGGAGUUAAAAAUAACCAGACGAUGCCUCCUCAAAUUACGUAUCAACAUGGCGUAUACAUACAUAUAAUAUACAUUAGUCUAUUCUUUCAACACGAUGACAAAUCCUAAUCCAGCUCUACAUUUGUCGCCAACAAUGACUAACAGACGAAGUUUUACAGCCGACCCGCACACAGUCCAGAAAGAAAGACUGGACAACAUAGAGAUGUGUAAACUAUUCAAUGCCGAAAACUCGCGCAAGUCCUCUACUUCCAAGCCAAUGCUCCACGAGAAAAUACCCUUUAACCCAAGGCCAAAAAGGGCUAUACUUCCACUAAACGAUCUAGCUGUCUAUGGUCUGAAUAUAGAUGAAGCGAGAAGAGUGGAGAGUAUCGUUGAGAACCUGUAUGAUGAGGAGCCAGAACCUCUCGAAUAUAGGAAGUUGAAUCUAGAAACAGUUUCCAAGGUUGAGCCGCCCGGUGCUGCCUCCAACUCGACGGGUCGUCGGUUCGACUUCGCCCCGGCCUCCAUUGCAGGGCCCGAUAAACCACCAGUAUCUGAACCUGGACAGCCUAGCAGACCUGGUAGCCCAGCGGUCUACUCGUACCAGCCCUGGCCCAAGAAGUGGAAGCAUGGGAUCCUACCGUACUUUAUAGAGCCGAAGACUUAUGAUGCAACACUGGUGGAGAGGAUAACAACAGCUUUCGACAAGUUUGAGAAGAGUACGUGCAUCCGUCUGCAGCGGCUGCGGAAGCGGCCCACGGACCCCCGCUCCAUGCUGGGAGUCGAGUGGCUCUACAUCCACAACCCCUUCGGCCUGCGCCAGUGCGUCCACAGCAAUGAGGUCUUGAAGAACAAGGGCUUACAGGUGGUGGUGUUCGGCUACGACUGCAUGAGUGACGGCGACAUCGCGCACGAGCUGAUGCACGUGCUGGGCUUCUCCCACGAGCACACGCGGCCAGACCGCGGCCAGCACAUCUCUGUGCUGUGGGACAAUAUCAAACCUGGUUACAAGAAAUACUUCGAGUCGCGAGCCGAGGAUCCGCUGAUGAACCUGCCGUACGACUUCUCCAGCGUCAUGCAUUACCCGCCGCGGGCGUUCUCGAGGAACGGACAGAGGACCAUCAACACCAAGCCAGGAGUAAUGAUCGGGCAACGGGACGGGCUAAGUGAGACAGAUAUAGCCAAAGUGAGCAUGGUGUUUGGCUCUGAAUGUGCUGAGAGGAACCGGGUGUAUCUGAUCAGCACGUGCCCCAGUGUGGUGCGCAGUGCGGUCGCGCCGCCGCCGGCGGUCCCUUCCGAAUGCGACAUUAAAGGCUAUUUCAAAGACAGACUGUGGCCCUUUGGGACUAUCACUUACAAGUUCCAGUCGCAUGAUGAUUUUACUCAUGAUGAACUAGACAACAUCCGAUCCGUAAUGAGGCACAUUAAUCAAGAGACAUGCGUGCAAUUCAUCGAAAUGGGACCUGAAGGAAUACCCAUGUCAACAGCUAAACUUAAUGGGACAAUGGACAAGAAUUCCGAAACAGUUGGAGCUGAACCACUAGAUAAAGAUAAAUUGGAGCAUAGCAAACCGCUGUACAUGGUGGAUGAUAAUGAAAUAGACGGUGUUGAUGCAAAUGACACUCGUCGACGAGUGCGAAGGAAGGCUGACGGAGAAUGUAAACAUGAGGCUCGUAGCGGUAUCUCUGGGCGGCGCCAUAGUUCAGGGUAUCUGACUUUUAAAAAAACACAAAAUCGAGCAUGCAAAUGUCCGAGUUCUAAGUGGCCUUCUGGAGAAAAAAUAAUCGAGAUCGACGUAGACUGCUUCAGCUCGGCGAGCGACCUCCUGCACCUGUUCGGACACAUCCUGGGGCUGGACCAUCAGCACUUGCAACACGACAGAGACUCGUUCAUACACAUCGACUGGGCCCAACUAUCAACUAGAUCAGGUCUCUACAAAGAGCUGAAGCAAGUGCUGCCCCCGGAGGCAUCGGCGGGGUUCCCCUACGACUAUGACAGCGUCAUGCACUACCCCUGGCUGCAGAUACUGGACGGCACCACCAACAUCAUGUACCCGGUUUGGAACGACGGCUGGUCCAUGGGCAAUGCGCAGGGCCUCAGCUCCACCGAUGUGGACAAGAUCAACAAGAUCUACCAAGGACAGUGUGCCGACAGGGAGGCAGCAACACGACCUGACACAAGCAAAGAAAGCGACGAAGCAGAAUAGUCCAGCACUGCUAGGGCAUAUUGGAGAGAUUUUAUAAAUAAAGUAGGUAGCUUAGUUAUGUAGGCACUGUAUGUGAGGUUUUUACGUGUAUACAAUGUACA